Molecule: messenger RNA, 1942 nt
Organism: Scleropages formosus (Asian bonytongue)
Lineage: Eukaryota; Metazoa; Chordata; Actinopteri; Osteoglossiformes; Osteoglossidae
Product: glucose-6-phosphate isomerase-like
Exons: 18
Coding region: 79-1740 (553 amino acids)
Biological process (GO): glycolytic process; glucose 6-phosphate metabolic process; gluconeogenesis
Cellular component (GO): cytosol
Molecular function (GO): monosaccharide binding; glucose-6-phosphate isomerase activity; carbohydrate derivative binding
Source: RefSeq, a predicted model, not a curated record
GCGAUCCGCACUCAGCCUGAGGGUCAGUGUGCACGCAGUGAGCCCACGGAUCGCCACGCAACCCUUACACUCUCCAUCAUGGGACUCACGAGCGACCCGAGCUUCCAGAAGCUGGAUCAAUGGAGCAAAUCCAACGCCGGGACUCUCAACAUGCGACACAUGUUCGAAAGUGACAAAGACAGAUUCAGUAAAUUCAGUAUUACACUGAAAACGGAGGAUGGAGACAUUCUACUUGACUAUUCCAAGAAUCUCAUCAAUGAAGAAGUCAUGAAGAUGUUGGUGGAUUUGGCAAAAUCGAGGGGAGUGGAGGCUGGCAGGGAGAGGAUGUUCACUGGAGAGAAGAUCAACUUCACUGAGGGUCGUGCAGUUCUCCAUGUGGCACUGAGGAACCGCUCCAACACCCCCAUCAUGGUUGGCGGCAAGGACGUCAUGCCUGAGGUCAACAAGGUCCUUGAGAAGAUGAAGGGCUUCUGUCAUAAAGUGCGUAGUGGAGAGUGGAAGGGUUACACUGGGAAGUCUAUCACUGAUGUCGUCAAUAUUGGCAUUGGCGGCUCUGACCUGGGUCCACUGAUGGUCACUGAAGCUCUAAAGCCCUACUCCAAAGGUGGACCUCGUGUCUGGUUUGUCUCCAACAUUGACGGAACGCACAUUGCAAAGACCCUGGCUGAGCUGAACGCUGAGACCACGCUCUUCAUUAUAGCCUCAAAGACAUUCACCACUCAGGAAACCAUCACCAAUGCCGAAUCAGCCAAGGAGUGGUUUCUAAGCACCGCUAAGGAUAAAUCUGCUGUGGCCAAACACUUUGUGGCACUUUCCACGAAUGCGCCCAAAGUGAAGGACUUCGGGAUCGACACUGAAAACAUGUUUGAGUUCUGGGACUGGGUUGGUGGACGUUACUCCUUGUGGUCAGCGAUUGGGUUGUCCAUUGCGCUGCACAUAGGCUUUGAGAACUUUGAGAAAUUGCUCAGCGGAGCUCACUGGAUGGACAACCACUUCCGCACUGCUCCCCUGGAGAGAAAUGCACCUGUGAUUCUGUCUCUGCUGGGGAUCUGGUACAUCAACUUCUUCCACAUGGAGACACAUGCUCUGCUGCCCUAUGACCAGUACAUGCACCGCUUCGCCGCCUACUUCCAGCAGGGGGAUAUGGAGUCUAAUGGGAAAUACGUCACCAAAGAGGGCACCCGUGUGAACUACCACACCGGGCCCAUUGUUUGGGGUGAGCCAGGAACCAACGGACAGCACGCCUUCUAUCAGCUCAUCCACCAGGGAACACGCAUGGUUCCUGCUGAUUUCCUCAUUCCCGCACAGACGCAGCAUCCCAUCAGGGACAAUUUGCACCACAAGAUCCUGAUGGCAAACUUCCUGGCACAGACCGAGGCGCUGAUGAAGGGCAAGACCACAGAGGAAGCGAGAAAGGAACUGGAGGCCAGUGGCCUGAGUGGAGAAGCUCUGGAAAAGCUGCUUCCACACAAAGUAUUUCAAGGAAACAAACCAACCAAUUCCAUUGUCUUCAGGAAGCUCACCCCGUACAUUCUUGGAAUUCUCAUAGCCAUGUAUGAGCACAAGAUCUUCGUACAAGGGUUCAUGUGGCAGAUCAAUAGUUUUGACCAGUGGGGAGUUGAGUUGGGGAAACAGCUGGCCAAGAAGAUCGAGGCGGAGCUGAAGGAUGCUGCAGAGGUCACCUCACACGACUCGUCCACCAACGGCCUCAUUAAUUUCAUCAAGAAGAACUUCGCCUGAGGUUCUGAACUCUCUGCACCCAUCCGCACCUUCAAACCAGAGGGAAGUUGGUGACGGAGUUGUUUAACAGUCUUGGCCACCACCAGCUUUGCACAUGUCUUAAUAUUGCAUCUGAAUGAAACCUGUGUGACUGGAAUGACUGGAAGAUAUCACCCUAUGCAACUCUGUCACUGUGACAUAUAAAUGUCCGUCUCUCAUUUCA